AUGCCGUCCACAACCAAACCGCCCGUGGAAAUCCAAAUAACGAAAUCGGAGCGAGUAUUUCCCCAAACGCCGUCGAGACAUGAGCAAGUGAUCCCCUUGUCGCUGCUGGAUGCAACUCUUACCAACUUUGCUCACACAAACGCCGUAUGGCUCUUUGAGCCCCUUGCUGGGAAGGAUGUGCCAGACAUGGUCGAGCACCUCCGCCAAACCCUCGGCACGGCGUUGAGCUCCUACCCUCAAUGGGCCGGCCAGUUGAAGUCCAUCGCUGUCUUGGACGACGCACUGGUUCCAGCUGAAGCCAAGGACUUCCCUGUUCACGCCCGUCGCUUCGGUCGCGUAUACGCGCACUUCGGCACUGCCGCCGACGUCGGUGUGGAGUUCACCUCGGCAACCAGCUCUGCUACCACGAACUUGCUCUACCGAACCGAGCGCACCGAGGCGCAACCCCUAUGGGACCGCAAAGAUGACAGUUUCGACAUGUUUGUGCCUCCUUCCGACAUAGCGCAUGCUCUCUUUCCCAACGAGCCCGAUACAGAGACCGGAUUGCGAAAGCCCGUCAUGGCCAUCCAAUACACCGCGUUAUCAGAUGGUGGCUUCGUCCUGGCUGUCAAAACGGCGCAUCCACUAGCAGACAUCACAAGCCUUGUUCGCUUCGUCAAGGACUGGGCGAGUGUGAGCCGCACCGUAGUCGAGGGCUCGACGUCUCUGGUCUUGAACCCAGUCUUCGAGCCAGCGCGGUUGGACAAUCUUGCCGCGGGAGACAUCAGCGCCGAGGAGCCGGAUUCGGCUAUCAUCAGACGUGCCCACAGUCUGCCGUUUCACCGGUAUGAUUGGUGGGCCACACCUGGGAAGCCCCCCGCGGCAUUCCUCGAUAAGGCCAUACCAGUGUCUCUGGCAAGCGAGCCCAUACCCUGGGAUGAGUGGGAUCUCAACGCGCCUAUCUCUCAUUACACUAUUCAUCUCAACAAAGAGCAGGUUGACUUCCUCUGGAAGCAGGCUACGAAUGGUGCAGAGGCCCAUGGCCCGAGAAUUAGCAAGCAUGAUGCCGUCUUAGCUCAUGUUUGGUCCUGCAUCAUGCGUGCACGCCAACUCGGGACGGGAAAGGAUGACGGCCCGGUCUAUUGCGACCUUGCGCUCGGCGUCCGAUCCGCUUUCAAGCUGGGUGAGGACUUCAUGGGUUCCCCAAUCGUCAUGAUGAAUGUGGAGCUGCCCUACUCCGAGGUCAGCUGUGUGGGAUCAGGCAACGCCCCGGGAGCCACGGUUCACAUCGCUCGGAAGAUUCGCGAUACAAUAUCCAGGGUGAACAAGGUUUCUAGCCUCGCGGAUCAUCUUCAUAACAUUGCGUACGAGAAGUCACCUCAACGGAUAUGGCAAGGAUUUCUAGGACGGCGCCAUAUCGUGGUAACAACCUGGGCGCGCGCCGGCAUGUACGAUGUUGAUUUUGGACUCGGCUCACGUAUACGGUUUGCCGACAGCGUUGUGCCAAAUCUGGACAGCAGCGUUGUUAUCAAGGAAGCGCCCCCAUCUUCUGGUGGAUUAUUGUCGGGAACUCAGCCGUCUUGGACUGAUAGCGGCGUCGAUAUCUCGGUUCACAUUAGCACUGACGCUAUGGCACGGUUAUUAAAGGAUCCUUUGUUACUGCCGCGCCUUAAUUAA
Messenger RNA from Colletotrichum graminicola M1.001, 1656 nucleotides. RefSeq names its product transferase. Lineage: Eukaryota; Fungi; Ascomycota; Sordariomycetes; Glomerellales; Glomerellaceae. Bases 1 to 1656 code for a protein of 551 amino acids. The transcript has a single exon. Gene Ontology annotation, molecular function: acyltransferase activity, transferring groups other than amino-acyl groups. The record is from RefSeq and is a predicted model, not a curated record.